AUGUCGCUACUGGAAGAGCCGUCCAAAGAUAGCUGGGAUCUCAAGGCCUAUCGCAUCGAUAUCCCCGCGCAUGCCGGUCCCAACCAGUUCGCCUCUUCAUCCAUACAACAGCAGCAAGACAAGACCGACGCCGAGAAAGAGAACGACGAAGGCGGAUUCUUCUACAUCCCCAACUUCAUCACCGAGGACGAGGAGCGCUUCCUCACCGAAGCCAUCCUUUCCGCACCAAAACCAAAAUGGAAAGUGCUGCAGAACAGAAGGCUGCAGGAAUGGGGCGGGCAGAUGCUCGCCAAGAACAACACAUUGAUGCCGCAACCCAUGCCUGACUUUUUCACCACCUAUCCGGACCUCAUCACUCGGCUGCGCAAAACCGGCGCGUUUGAUGAAUCGAAGCAUGGCGAACCGAACCAUUGCCUCGUGAACGAAUACCUUGCUGGACAGGGAAUCAUGCCGCACGAAGACGGACCUGCCUACUUUCCUGCCGUGGCCACCAUCAGCUUGGGAUCGCACACUCUUCUCGAUGUCUACAGAUACGUCGACGAGGAUCUGCAGAGAGACUUUGAAGAACGAAUGAAGGAGCAUGACGAUAAAGUCUCCAACGUCAACAACUCCGAGGCAACUUGUGAAGCAGAUCCGACCAAAUCCAAGAUCGUACCAAAAGAGAGGGUGGAAGGCAACGUCAAGAUUGUACGCGGUGCGAGGGCAAGAGAGCCGAAUCCGGUCUUCUCCAUCUUGCAAGAGCCGAGAUCGCUGCUCAUCACCACGGGCGCCGUCUACAAGUCGUAUCUGCAUGGCAUCGCUGAAAGAGAGGUUGACACGGGUGCUCAGCUGGCACACGUAGUCAACGCGGCUUUGCUGGAUGAUGCGCAGCUGCGAAGCAAGGUGGAAAGGGCCAAGUCUCGAAGCGGUGACGUCAAGACCGGAACGACGGACGACGAGGCAAAGGAUGAAGGGCUGUCAAGAAGAACGCGAUUGAGUCUCACAUUCCGGGACGUUGAAAAGGUCAGCAAGGGCGUAGCAGCGAUGAUGGCCUACUUGCAAGGCGGUAAAAAGUAG
Messenger RNA from Sporisorium graminicola, 1056 nucleotides. RefSeq lists its product as uncharacterized. The record is from RefSeq and is a predicted model, not a curated record. Lineage: Eukaryota; Fungi; Basidiomycota; Ustilaginomycetes; Ustilaginales; Ustilaginaceae. The coding region runs from base 1 to 1056 and encodes 351 amino acids. The transcript has a single exon.